AUGGCACAAUAUGAUGUUAACAGCAAAUCCGGUUCCUCUGAGUCUUACGUUGAGGUGCCCACGCAGACUUUAACAAAUGAACUUCAACCCAGUGUUACCCCUGCUAUCUCGAGUCAAGAUGAUGAGAGUGAAAGCCAAAGCCAAAGCCAAAGCCAAAGUCAAAGCCAAGCCAGUACCAAUGACCAAGGCAGUACUACUACCAGUGAGAGUGAGAGUGAGAGUGGCGGUGGAACGGUAGCGCCUGUGUAUGUGACUGCAUUGAACUUGGAAACCGACUUGGUCUCUAAUGCCGAUGCCUUGGAUGCGAUCAGCAAAGCCGCAGGGGUUCCACGUGAUGCGAUGGCUGUGGUAGAUAACAACAACCAUCCCAUUCCCUCAUCAUCAUCAUCAUCAUCCUUAUUGCAGUCCACAACGAUGGGAGUAAAUAGAGCGAUGGAAGUAAGUGCCGAUGGGUUUCACGCUCUUCGUGUGGGUUUCACAACCGUCACGGAUGCCGCGAAGGCACGUGUUGCGAUUGUCAGUGGACUUGUGCCGAAUGUGCGCCUUCCCCCAGCAGCGCCUACUGUUGACGGUGGACUGUCCGAUCGGGAUAAAAUUAUCAUUGGUUGUGUGAUUGGUAUUGGGGUGCCGCUUAUUAUUGCGUUGAUGCUUGCGAUCUUCUGCUGCUGUUGUCGCCGUAAGUCCGGGGGCCGCGGUGUGGGUGGAUACGCACGGCCGGAGUUUGGCGAUACGGCACUGAUUGAUUUGGACAAGGAAGUCACUGCACAAAUAACACCCGCUAUUCCACUCAAACAACAAAAAGAUCAUAUUUGA
Molecule: messenger RNA, 813 nt
Organism: Trypanosoma theileri
Lineage: Eukaryota; Euglenozoa; Kinetoplastea; Trypanosomatida; Trypanosomatidae
Exons: 1
Coding region: 1-813 (270 amino acids)
Source: RefSeq, a predicted model, not a curated record